Molecule: messenger RNA, 615 nt
Organism: Microthlaspi erraticum
Lineage: Eukaryota; Viridiplantae; Streptophyta; Magnoliopsida; Brassicales; Brassicaceae
Source: the annotation of a GenBank genome assembly
AUGAGAGGCACUACGGAUGAAGAAGAUGGAGUCACGAGCGUCUCUGAUGUUGUUAUGCUGUCUGAAGACGUCCUCAUAUCCGGAGAAGAUGGAGAAGACAGUUUUGGUUUCGGAUUCACUGGUGAAGAUUAUCCUCACAUGCUCUGUUUCAGCGGAGGAAACGACGUCGGUUUGCUCUUCCAAGAACCCUCCUCUGCUUCUUGCAAAGACUCUACUGCUUCUCCAGUAUCUUCACUCAAUAACAUUUGCACCGUCGAUGAUAAACCUUCUAGAUCCAAUAAGAAGAUAACCAGGUUGGGUGAUGGGCAAAACCGGGUGUGCGAUUCAAAACCCGGAAAGAGAUGCAAGCGAGAUCAGAAGAAGUCAUCGGUUGAGAAUGCUAAGGUUAAGAAAGUAAAGGUAGGUGAAAAAAUCACAGCGUUGCAGCAGUUGGUUUCUCCAUAUGGCAAGGACGACGAAGACAACGGAGACGUAAGCCCGACGAUUAAAGUCAAGGAGUUGAAAAGCAAUGGUUUAUGUCUUGUACCAUUAGCCUGGACCGAACACGUGGCGAAUACCAACGGUGCUGAUCUAUGGUCACCUUCUAUCUUGUCACCGACAAUGAAUCACUCCUAA